Messenger RNA from Dermatophagoides pteronyssinus (European house dust mite), 912 nucleotides. RefSeq lists its product as uncharacterized. Lineage: Eukaryota; Metazoa; Arthropoda; Arachnida; Sarcoptiformes; Pyroglyphidae. The record is from RefSeq and is a predicted model, not a curated record.
UCAAUAAUUUAUGGUCUUGAUCUUAUUCGAAAAAUAUUAUCCAUACCAUUUGUAAAAGAAUUUGAUCAAUCAAGAAAAUUUGCUUAUCGUUCAUUGGCUGUUUCUUAUAUAAUUUUAACAUUAAUCACUUUGACUGGAAAUAUUUUAUUAAAUAAAGAAAGUUUAAUAAAAAUCAUCGAUCCACAAAGUUCAAUAUCAACUAGAUUUUCGAAAUUUUUUCAAAUAUUCGGAAUGAUUAUUGGAUUCUCACAUAACAUCAUAAUGCCAUUAUUGUUUAUCUAUACGAUGAUGUUGUUUAAAUUUUGUAUCCAACGAUUAAUCGACAAUUAUGCUAUGGUGGAUAAUUUGGAUGAAAUUAACAUGAUUAAAUUACGUGCACAAUUAUCGGAUCUAAAUGAUCGAUUUAAAGAAAUUUUACCAUAUUUUUCAAUGCCAUUGACUGGAAUGUUUGCAUCAAGUAUAUUCAUCGUAAUAAGUUCAUCAUGUUUCCUAAUGAUCAAUAAUACAUCACAUAGUCAUUAUUAUAUUUCAUUCGUAUUCUGUUUAGGAUUAAUUGCAUUCUUAAGUUUGAUAAUUGUUGCUUGUUUUGGUAAUCUACCAGAAAAUUGUUGUCGUGAUCUAGUACGUAUUGUAUAUGAAAAUCUACAACAAUGGCAUUUGAAUGAAUGGAUGUGUUUUAUGGAAAUAAAACGUUUACAAAAAGAAUUUAUCGUUGAUAUAUUUUCAAUGUAUACUGUACAACAAUCAUCCAUAUUGGCAAUGUUAGGUUUUGCAUUGAAUUAUAUUGUCAUUUUAUUACAAACAGAAAAUUACACAUCAGCAAAUAAUUCAACAAUACUAUCGAAUAUAACAAACGAAACAAUUGUCGAUAAUUUAAUGAAUGAAAAUCUAACUAAACAAAUAUUAAAUUAG